CUUGCUGUUAUUCAGUGCAAGACAGUCAACGGCUUUUCUAAAGGAGCCUCAUACAAGGCAGGGCAGGCGAUAUCUUGGGAUUCAGACCACACAUGGAACAUGGUGUAUUUAGAAGGAAGAUGGCACCUGCUGGACACCACAUGGGGUGCUGGUCAUGUUGACGAGAGCAUAAGCAAGUUCACCUUUCAGUACAAUGAGUUUUAUUUCCUGACCCAUCCAGCUCUCUUCAUUGGAGAACAUUAUCCAGAACAAGCAGACUGUCAACUACUGGAUCCAAAAGUGACCCGCAUAGACUUUCAAGAGAUUGUACACCACAAAAGUCAUUUUUACAACCUAGGGCUGAUUUCCUCUCAGCCUGGGGCAGCUGUAAUAGAAACAGAUAAAGGAAAAGUAUCCAUUACCAUUGAGAGCCGGCACAAGAUGUUGUACAUCUUCAGCUUAAAUGAAACAGAAGAUCAAGGUCUGCUAAGGCUGAUGGAGCAUGAAGCCAGAAUUGAUGUUUAUCCUUCAAAGACUGGGCAACAGAUUAUACAAAUUUAUGCCAAAAGACAGGAUUUAGAAGAAGCUUACCAGUUGGUGAUGGACUACAGAAUAGACUGUAAAACUGUGGACAACAAGAUGAAGAUUCCCAAGUGUCUUCAUAACCCUGCUGGUCCAAGCUGGCUGUCAGAAAUGUCUGGUCUUCUCCAUCCCUCACAUCCAGGCCCUACGAUUCAUACUGAAGAUGGUUGUUGUAUUGUUAGUUUUGCAUUAAUGCGAGAUUUAAGCAUUUUUCCCACUUUACAUUCAGAUGAUGUUAAAAUGAUGCCAGAGAUGGAGCACAGACAUAUCUUUCAAACAAAGACACAAGGCAAUGUGCAAAUCAAGGUCCGCCUCCCACAGUCUGGAACUUAUGUGUUACAUGUGAACAUUAUGCCUAAGAACAGUAACAUGUACAAACAUCAGUGUAAUUAUCUCAUCACUUGUACCAAUACGGCUGUGAAAUGGCCAGUGUUUCCAUUGGUGUACACAGACUGGUCUGAAAGCUAUGAACUGGUGCAGCCCCUAGAGGGCAUUCUAUCCAAGGACAGUGAUGUUUUCUUCAAGCUGCAGAUUCCAGAUGUUGCUGGAGUAUGUGUAAAGGGGAAAGACUCCUUCCCUCUGGACCUCAAUGAAAGCGGUUACUGGGAAGGCACAUGCAGUACAGCCAAUUGUAAAUACAUGUAUGUCUCUAUUAGGUCUAAAGACAAUCCAGACACCCGGACGUUUAUUCUUCAGUAUCACAUAGGAGACAGGACUCAAUAG
This is a messenger RNA of Staurois parvus, 1284 nucleotides long. NCBI's taxonomy places the organism in Eukaryota, Metazoa, Chordata, Amphibia, Anura, Ranidae. The record is from the annotation of a GenBank genome assembly.